This is a messenger RNA of Mustela lutreola (European mink), 1583 nucleotides long. It is a transcript of the gene RCN3, whose product is annotated as reticulocalbin 3. The transcript is spliced from 7 exons. Gene Ontology annotation, molecular function: calcium ion binding. Bases 121 to 1107 code for a protein of 328 amino acids. NCBI's taxonomy places the organism in Eukaryota, Metazoa, Chordata, Mammalia, Carnivora, Mustelidae. Gene Ontology annotation, cellular component: endoplasmic reticulum. The record is from RefSeq and is a predicted model, not a curated record.
CUGCGCUGCUGGAGGUGGGGCCUCGCUAGAGAGCCGCUAAAUUGGGCAUCUUUUCAGAGAAAGCUGAGCCCACUGUGUAGAGCGAAGUGAAGCUGGCUAAACUGGUAAAGGGAGGGACUGAUGAUGUGGCAACCAUCACUUCUGCUGUUGCUGCUGCUGCUGAGGCGCGGUGCCCAGGGCAAGCCAUCCCCUGAUGCAGGCCCUCAUGGCCAGGGGAGGGUACACCAGGCGGCCCCCCUAAGCGAGGCUCCUCAUGAUGACGCCCACGGGAAUUUCCAGUACGACCAUGAGGCUUUCCUGGGACGAGAAGUGGCCAAGGAAUUCGACCAGCUCAGCCCAGAGGAAAGCCAAGCGCGUCUGGGGCGCAUCGUGGACCGGAUGGAUCGUGCAGGGGACGGGGACGGCUGGGUGUCGCUGGCCGAGCUCCGUGCUUGGAUCGCUCACACGCAGCAGCGGCACAUACGGGACUCGGUGACCGCGGCCUGGAACACGUACGACACGGACCGCGACGGGCGCGUGGGUUGGGAGGAGCUGCGCAACGCCACCUAUGGCCACUACGCGCCGGGUGAGGAAUUUCAUGACGUGGAGGACGCGGAGACCUACAAGAAAAUGCUGGCUCGGGACGAGCGGCGUUUCCGGGUGGCGGACCAGGAUGGGGACUCGAUGGCCACGAGGGAGGAGCUGACAGCCUUCUUGCAUCCCGAGGAGUUCCCUCACAUGCGGGACAUCGUGAUUGCUGAAACCCUGGAGGAUCUGGACAAGAACAAGGAUGGCUACGUCCAAGUGGAUGAGUAUAUCGCGGAUCUGUACUCGGCCGAGCCCGGGGAGGAGGAGCCCGCCUGGGUGCAGACGGAGCGGGAGCAGUUCCGGGACUUCCGCGAUCUGAACAAGGACGGGAGGCUGGAUGGCAGUGAGGUGGGCCACUGGGUGUUGCCCCCCGCCCAGGACCAGCCGCUGGUGGAGGCCAACCACCUGCUGCAUGAGAGUGACACGGACAAGGAUGGGCGUUUGAGCAAGGCCGAGAUCCUCAGUAACUGGAACAUGUUUGUGGGCAGCCAGGCCACCAACUACGGCGAGGACCUGACACGCCACCACGAUGAGCUGUGAGCCCACCCCCCCAUGUGUGUGCUACAGCCUUGUAGCCCCAGGGGAUGACUUGAAGAGGGGCCCCCUGUGACCAGGCCCCCCCUCCCUGUCUGGACCUGCGGGGAGUGGACGCCCGCACCCGUGUCCCUCUGCCAUUGAGCUCUCAGGGACCCACCAGGUCAACGUCUCCAAGACACUGCAGCCCCUCCCAGCCCUUCCCACCCUGCCCCCAGGGGUCUCGUAGACCCCAAGGGUGAGUGAACAAUCCGUUUCUCACUGGUAAAAUCACCCAGCCCAGACCAGGGAGGGGCUCCCAAACCAAGCUCAGCCUCCAGGAGCCUCCACCCACCACCUCAAUGCCCCAUCCCAGCCUCAUACCACACCGUAGAGAAAUCCACCCCAACCCCCCCACCCCUGCCCUUGACUCACCUGAGGGCACUGGCCCCAGAAUGCCUCCUCUCUGCCAUGGAGGCAAUAAACUCCAGUGCUGGGGUCUU